GGGAGGGAGGGAGUGUGGGGUGACACAUCCAUAACCCGGGACUGAACCCAACCGUACCAGACGCCGGACCCCCACCAGGGCCACCACCAGCGGCAGGGAGCUGAGGACAAGUGGAGCAUCUCUGCCCUGUCUGAGACCAACUAAUUAAGCACAGACUGGGAUCAACUAAACAGACUUUUACUCAUGAAAAUGGCAGAUGGAGUAGAUGGCCUUAUAGGUAUCCCAUUCCCUGAUCACAGUAGUGAUCUUCUCGGCAGUCUUAAUGAACAGAGGAACUUUGGCUAUCUGUGUGAUGCCAUUAUCAUAGUGGAUGGCCAAGAAUUCAGGACACAUCGAUCUGUCCUUGCAGCCUCCAGCCAGUACUUCAAAAAGCUCUUCACAUCAGGGGCCUUUGUGGACCAACAGAAUAUUUAUGAAAUAGACUUCGUCACAGCAGAAGCUCUCUCAGCACUAUUGGAGUUUGCCUACACAGCAACUCUGACUAUAAGCACUUCGAAUGUAAAUGAGAUAUUAAAUGCCGCGAGACUACUGGAGAUCCAGUGUGUGAGCGAAGUCUGCCACGACCUCCUGGCAUCAAAUGCUCUGUCCAGUAAAGAGCUGGCGGAUUAUGUAGAUCAAAUUGAUCCCAAAAACCUCCACCGAGCAAAAGAAUAUCUUGAGUACUUCCAAAGCAGCCCCGCCAAUGGACACAUGGUGGGCCAAUGGACAGAACUUGAACUGGAAGAGAUUCAAAGACUGCACUACAAGAAUGGAGUCAGUGAGAGUCUGGCACAGAAAGAAGAAGGGAUGGUGUAUCCAGACACCAUGUUGAACGACCAGCCCAAAGAAAACAGCGGCAGCACCAGGGACAAGCCUGUUUAUUGGCUUGAGAGGGAACCGGUGAUGGAUCCUUCGUGUUCUCCUUCGCAGAAUGGAGACUACAGUGGCUUCCAGGAUGAAGAGGGGCUCUUGGACCAUCCAGAACUCCUCGACCACCAAGAGCUCGGCAUGCAUUCACAUUUUACUCCAAGUGACAUCAAACAGGAGAUGAACCUGGAAGAAGAUGAAGCCCUCUCCUCCAGGGCUUUCCUCGAGCAAAUCAUUAACUCAGUAGACGCCUCGCACGGCAAAGUCAAAGACGAAAACGAUCUCGAAAGUUACUUUAGUUUUUUCAGCCCCUCGCACGAGGGCGAGGUUUACCCAUCUUGGUCCAAAAAGAGCGAGAAGAAAGUGAGGGCGAAGGCAUUCCAGAAGUGCCCCAUCUGUGGGAAGGUGAUUCAGGGAGCAGGGAAACUGCCACGCCAUAUCCGGACUCACACAGGAGAGAAACCAUACGAAUGUAACAUUUGUGCAGUCCGAUUCACAAGACAGGACAAAUUAAAAGUUCACAUGAGGAAGCACACAGGGGAGAAGCCCUACACGUGUCUGGAGUGCGGAGCCGCCUUCGCCCACAACUACGACCUGAAGAAUCACAUGCGCGUUCACACCGGUCUACGCCCUUACCAGUGUGACAGCUGUUUCAAGACCUUUGUCCGCUCGGACCAUCUUCACAGGCACCUUAAAAAGGACGGCUGCAACGGCACCCCCUCCACAAGGGGACGUAAGCCUCGGGUGAGGGACAUCGCUAUGUCAGUGUCUGGAACCUCAAGCGACCCUGGUUGCAGAGAGGCCGACACGGAAGGGGCGAUUGACGCAAGCAUGGAGCUGGAAGACAAUGGCAACCCAAAGCACUUUGAAGAUCCAUCCCAAGAAGAUUGUUUCAAGAUUUUGGAGAACGACGAGCCUGAAAGGCUGAAUGUAGAUGAGGAUUUGAUCAAUGUUAGCAAACAGGAGCUGUGCAAAAGCUAAACCAAAUCAUGGAAAAGUGUGGGUGGGGGGGGCAGGG
Callorhinchus milii (elephant shark) is the source of this 1864-nucleotide messenger RNA. Its product is annotated as zinc finger and BTB domain-containing protein 7A. Gene Ontology annotation, biological process: regulation of transcription by RNA polymerase II. Gene Ontology annotation, molecular function: protein binding; RNA polymerase II cis-regulatory region sequence-specific DNA binding; DNA-binding transcription factor activity, RNA polymerase II-specific. The coding region runs from base 184 to 1827 and encodes 547 amino acids. Lineage: Eukaryota; Metazoa; Chordata; Chondrichthyes; Chimaeriformes; Callorhinchidae. The record is from RefSeq and is a predicted model, not a curated record. The transcript has 4 exons.